AUGGCAUGUCGAUUUAUCAUCCCAAUGCUGUUCAUCACCAACAUGAAUCAGGCCCCCACAACAGAGAGAUCUCACUAUGGCACAUGUGAUGUAUCGCAGUUACUCACACUCACCAGCGCAUUCCCUGUACCACAUGUCGAUUUAAUUCCAAAAUUGGUCUGGCCCGGGUCCGAAGUUCUACUACUUCAUGGUUCCAGAGACACGACACCAGAAGCCGAACGCAGCUGGGAGAUUUGGCAAACAUUUGUCUCAGCAUUGAUACCACCCUUCUACAACAGCAAUGGCGUGAUACUGCAUGUUACCUCUAUGGCACCGUUCUGA
Messenger RNA from Pochonia chlamydosporia 170, 321 nucleotides. RefSeq lists its product as hypothetical. The record is from RefSeq and is a predicted model, not a curated record. Lineage: Eukaryota; Fungi; Ascomycota; Sordariomycetes; Hypocreales; Clavicipitaceae. The transcript has 2 exons. The coding region runs from base 1 to 321 and encodes 106 amino acids.